CUAUGAACGCGGGGGCCCACAUUCUCCGGCAUUGGUCUGUCAACAUUUAAAGAGCAAGCAUGAGCAGCCUGGAUCAAGACCAGCGUCUCCAUCCUAGUUGCCGGGACAAAACAACAGUCUCUAGUGAUUCAUCAGACGCUCGUGAGCUUGCCAAGCAGCCUCUCCAAGGUCUAAAAUUGGCAUCCCAUGCAGUGCUGGAGGAAGCACAGCAGAGGGGCAGGUUGAAGUGCUCUAAAUGUGGAGGAUCAAGGAUGUUCUUCUGCUACACAUGCUGCUCAUUAGUGGGUGUCACCCCACAAGAAAUCCCCUUAAUCAGGCUUCCAGUGAAGAUCGACAUCAUCAAGCAUCCCAACGAGACAGAUGGCAAGAGUACUGCAAUCCAUGCCAAGAUCCUUGCACCCAGUGACGUCACUAUAUACACAUACCCCUGCAUACCUGACUAUGAAAAGGACAAGGUAGUGUUGGUGUUCCCUGGUCCAGCAGCUGUCUCGGUUCUGGACAUGAUGCAGUAUUUGCUUGACAGGACUGACAGCAAUUCAUAUUACUCCUCUGAUGAACCCUGCAUAAAGAGGCUGAAAAGUGAGGAAGUUCAAGGCGCCACACACACUGCCGAGAACCUGAAGUCAGGGACACCAGAUGAAGCAAAGGGCUUGGAGUCAAAGGUGUAUCCCCUAGAGAGGGUGGUCUUCAUUGACAGCACAUGGAACCAGACCAACAAGAUCAGCACAGACGAGAGACUGCAAGAUUUGCUCCGAGUAGAGCUGAAGAUGAGGAAAACAUGUUUCUGGCGCCGGCAGAAGGGCAAACCAGACACUUACCUAGCUACUAUCGAAGCUAUUUAUUAUUUCCUCAAGGACCUCCACGAGCAAUGUCUUGCUCAGAAGUACAAUGGAGAAUAUGAUAACCUUCUCUUCUUCUACUCUUACCUGCACUCAGUUGUCAACCAGGCUAAGACUUCUGCUGGAAAAUGCUGAGAGGAAAACCUGAAGUCAGCUACAAGAGACUGUUACUAACUGUAGCUGAAGGGUUGAUUCACAUGCCAGCCUGCUGUGUUUGGUUUUAUUUUAUGGCUCAGUGAUAUUUUAUUUAGUAAGGGAUACUGUGACAUCUGUUUGUAUAAGAAUAUGCAAUAAAACAAAGGGUUUACUAAAACAUGAAUGAGGUGUGUUUGAUACGAGUAAAUACAAGAAAUAGAAGUAAAAACAAAAUCCUAGAGUUGCAACAAAGGUUGGAUAACAGCAAGCUGAAAUAAAACAAUGACCACCACAAACAGUUAAUUGAGGUAUUAUAAAAUCAAAUGGGAAAUAACGAAUGAAUUUUGGUGUGACCCAGAGACUUCAUCUUUUAAUCCUGUGAGGAUGAUCUCCCUAUUUAAAUCGUAUAAUAAUGUUGCAGUGUGCAAGGAAAUUGACUUCAGAUAUGUUUAAAUAUUUUUAUUUACAAAUCAGUACACGUGUUUGAGUUAUUCAUGUCCCAUAUUUUCCACAAAAAAAAA
Messenger RNA from Morone saxatilis (striped sea-bass), 1495 nucleotides. RefSeq names its product DTW domain containing 1 (gene dtwd1). Gene Ontology annotation, cellular component: nucleus. Gene Ontology annotation, biological process: tRNA modification. Lineage: Eukaryota; Metazoa; Chordata; Actinopteri; Moronidae. The record is from RefSeq and is a predicted model, not a curated record. Gene Ontology annotation, molecular function: tRNA-uridine aminocarboxypropyltransferase activity.